Molecule: messenger RNA, 1557 nt
Organism: Funneliformis mosseae
Lineage: Eukaryota; Fungi; Glomeromycota; Glomeromycetes; Glomerales; Glomeraceae
Source: the annotation of a GenBank genome assembly
AUGACAAUAUAUUCUUUGCCCGAAGAUUGUUUUUAUGAGAUCUUUAAACACAUUAAAGAUGACACGACAGUGCUUUACAAUUGCCUAUUCGCAAAUCGAUUUUUAUGUAGAAUCAUCAUUCCUUUUCUUUAUCAAAAUCCAUUCUCGGUAGUAAACGGUGGUCUUAGACAAUAUUAUUGUUUAACAAGAACGUACCUUUCUUGCCUUGACGAGGAAGAAAGGAAUCAUUUAAGAAAGCAUUUUAUAAAGUUUCCACAAGUGUCAAAUUCACUUUUUGAUUACGCAAAGUAUUUGGAAGAAAUUCCAAACCUAACGAUCGCAGCGGAAUGUUGGCUAAUCUUUUUGAAUCAUUCGAGUGAAAAGAAAAUAUACAUCAAUUAUAAUGAGUAUAAUAAGCAAUUGGAUAAAGGAAAGAAAUUGAUCUUACAGGAAGUACUUUUUCAUUUAUUCUUGAGAAAGAUUAAGAAUUGCAAGGUGUUAAAUAUUCAGGCAAACUUAUUUGACAAAAGCAUCUUUAAUAUACGAUUUUUCAAAAAGAUUAUCUCACAUAACUCAAGUAUAACAUCAUUACGUUUAAUCAUCUCUGAAGAAGAAAUAAACGAAUCAAACGAGGAAUUAUUUUUUAAAUUCAUUUCACUACUUACAAAAAAAUGUUUUGACAUUGAAGAAUUGGAGAAUUUCAAAAGCGUUAGCUUAUCAUACCCAAAUGAUCGUUCGUUAAACGAUCUUAUUAAAAUAAUAGAAAUGAAAAAGCACACACUUACCACGAUACAUUUAGAUAAUUCUUAUAACUUUAUUAAUCAAAAUGUUUUUAAAGCUAUUGCGAAUUGUGAGAAGAUUGAGAAAUUAGAAUUUAUCAAUGUUAAAGGGUUAGGGUUGUUAAAGACUAGGGAAAUAUUUUGCAAUUCAACUUUUGAGUUAAAGGAAUUAACUAAUCUUUAUGAUAGAUUAACACCAUUUUUUCACAUUCGUCUUAUACGUAAAUUCGGUCAUUCAUUAAAUAGGUUAUCGCUUUAUAAAGUGACUCAGUUAGCCGUUAGGCAAAUUUCAGAGAUCUGUUUAAAUCUUAAAGUGUUGCAAAUAGUUUGUAAGGACAUCAAUUUGUCCGCUUAUCAAUACUUUAAGAAUAUGAAGAUUGAACAGCUCAUCAUUUAUUCCGAAGAACAUUUGUUAUCCAAUUAUUACAGCAAUAUCUUUAAGUGUAUAGCUGAAAAUUUGCCUGGUUCCCUAACUACCUUUACGAUUUACAUAAAGGAUCCAAACUCUAUAUUCUUAAGUGAGAAUAAUUGUAUUAGUUAUGACAAUUUGGAAAUGUUUUUAACUCAUUAUAAAGUUGGUUUAAAAACUUUAAAUUGCAACUUCAAUUUAAGAAUCGAAAACAUUGAACAAAUCCUUGAUCACGUAAAAAAACGAAAGGCUUUGAGAUCUUUGGGUAUUAGAUCACCUCCUGGCUUUUUAUGGUUUGACAAUGAUAGGGUUAGGGUCAAGCAAUUGUUAAAUGAAAUCAGAGAAUAUGAUAUUGAGAUUCAUACCAUUAAAAAUCAUUUCUCUCCUUAG